Molecule: messenger RNA, 159 nt
Organism: Auanema sp. JU1783
Lineage: Eukaryota; Metazoa; Nematoda; Chromadorea; Rhabditida; Rhabditidae
Source: the annotation of a GenBank genome assembly
GCAGAUAUCAAUCAGUUCUUCACGCCAAACAGCCAGGACACUCCGUCACUGCCUAAACCAGUCCAAACUCAGCCAACGAGUAGCCAAGUACAAAUCGCCCCAGCCAGCCAACGAGAAGAGACCGCCGUCUCCGAGAACAACACUGUUGACGUAGCCUAA